AUGCGUUGGUUACACGUGCAGAAGAUUGUUGGGCAGCAUGAGCAGCGGGCAAGAGCUGUGCCACCGGCUAAGAACCGAGAGUCGGCACCUGAGAGAAAUGGAAUGGAUAUUGGCGAAUACGGCAGCGCGGGGGUACUGGCAGCUAUUGGCUACACCGAGAUAGGGACAACGGCUCCCGCCUCCUUUGAUUCUAAUGGCUAUGGGGCCUACUAG
This is a messenger RNA of Gaeumannomyces tritici R3-111a-1, 213 nucleotides long. RefSeq lists its product as hypothetical. The transcript is spliced from 2 exons. The record is from RefSeq and is a predicted model, not a curated record. The coding region runs from base 1 to 213 and encodes 70 amino acids. Lineage: Eukaryota; Fungi; Ascomycota; Sordariomycetes; Magnaporthales; Magnaporthaceae.